GCGGCCAUUUUUGUUGAGGGAAGAGGACAGACCGCAGGCUGAUGACUUUUCCUUUCAUUACCCAAUGUUCGGCCUUCGAAGCGAGCCUUAAAUUAUGGCUGCUUCUGUGCCGACGCAGCACUCGACUGGUUUUCCGGCCGAAAGUAGAUGUGGUUACUAUGUGGAAAAGAAGAAGAGGUUCUGCAGGAUGGUGGUGGCAGCAGGGAAACGAUUCUGUGGUGAACACGCUGGAACCGCCGAGACUGACGCGGAGGGAGAAAAUGCUCGGAAAAGAAUCCUGUGUCCUUUAGAUCCAAAACACACAGUAUAUGAAGAUCAACUAGCAAAGCAUUUGAAAAAAUGUAAUGCAAGAGAGAAGCCAAAACCUGACUUCUUUAUUCAAGAUAUUAAUGCAGGCUUAAAAGAUGAAACAGAAAUACCUGAACAGUUAGUUCCAGUUUCUUCUCUAUCUGAAGAGCAGUUGGAAAACUUAAUUGAGAAAUUGAGAAAAGCAAGUGAAGGUUUGAACUCUUCACUUAAAGAUCAAAUCAUGUCACAUCCAGCAUUGAAUGAUGCCCUUCAUGACCCUAAAAAUGGUGAUUCUGCAACCAAGCACCUGAAACAACAGGCUUCUAUUUUAGGUAACAUUGAAAAAUUAAAGUUACUUGGUCCAAGAAGAUGCUAUGUUGAGUUUGGAGCAGGAAAGGGAAAAUUAUCACAUUGGAUUGAUAUUGCCUUAAAAGACGCUGAAAAUGUUCACUUCAUCCUAGUAGAAAAGGUGACCACAAGAUUCAAGGUAGACGGUAAACACAGGAAGAAAAAUUCAGUGUUUAAAAGACUUCAAAUAGAUAUUCAACACUUGUGUUUGAACAAGAUUCCUGUGCUAAUAGAAGAAAAACUACCUGUGGUAGGAAUCGGAAAGCAUUUGUGUGGUGUGGCAACAGAUCUUGCAUUACGAUGUUUGGUUGAAACCUAUGCUGCCAGUUGUGAGGAAAGGAAUGAAGAACCUUUAGCCAAACGCAUAAAGAAUGAUAAAACAGAAACAGAAAUUAACACUUUGACCAAGGAAGGAAAUGAAAAAAACGUUCCAGAGAAGUGGACCCCUGUGGCUGGCAUUGUUAUUGCACUCUGUUGUCACCACAGGUGUGAUUGGAGACAUUAUGUGGGCAAAGAAUAUUUCAGGGCUCUAGGCCUUGGAGCAGUGGAAUUCCACUAUUUCCAGCGAAUGAGUAGUUGGGCAACCUGUGGAAUGCGGAAGACAUCUUUGGAAGCUUCAAAUAUUACCACAAAGAAAAAAGAUAAUCAGAAUGUUGAUAGUGAAGAACAUGAUGAUGGUGGAUUCAAACUCACAGAUAAUAGCGCUGAGGGUUUGCCUGGGUUUCUUACUGUUGAAGAAAAGAAGAAAAUAGGGCAUCUUUGUAAAUUGCUGAUUGACCAAGGCCGAAUCCAGUAUUUACAGCAGAAGGGAUUCAGCUCUGCUUUACAGUACUAUACAGAUCCUCUGGUGUCUUUGGAAAAUGUAUUGUUAACAGCCUUACCAAAUCAUUCAUCAUCACCGGAAACAACUGCUUAAUGGAAAAGAAAUUUUGAACAUCUGUCUUCCACAAAAAAAAUAAGAUUUUUAAUUGUAUUUUUAUAUUCAUGAAAAUAUAAUUUAAAUAGCAGAUAAUAUGAACUUUUUAAAAAUAUUGUAGCCUCAUUAAACUCUGGAAAUAGCUUUGUUUUUGACUUCAGAAGUCCAAAGAGAGAAUUCACCAAAUCUCAAAGUAAUCCUCUUCAGCAGGACAUCUUGAAUUAUACUAUCCAUCAGUAUUUAUAGAGAUCGGUAAAGUAGUCGAACAGUUGACUUGGUUAUCUGAAACACACAUAAUGUGUCAACACAUAACUAGCACAUUAUCUUUCUAUUUGCAUUAAUUUGGAAAAUUUAUUUUACUUUUUAUUUCUUUCCUAAAUUUUUUCACUUUAUCAAAAAAUUUAAAAAAACAAACAACAAAAUCAUUUCAAACAAAACAAAGCAAAGGGUUAAGUAAAGCAAAUAACCACUUUGCUUCCAACAUGCUCCUGCCAUACCCCAAGAAAAUUAAUAAACCAUUCCCAAACAAAGGAAUAAGAAAAUCAAAUAAUCUAAAAUAACUACAUUGCUUCCAACAUGUUCCUAUUAUUUAAUAUGUUUUUAUUUCUCAAGUACAAGAUGUAAUGACCCAAGUGUCCAUGUGUAACAUAGGCCAAUCUGAGAAUAUGGCAUAUGUAAGGAUUUUUUCCCAUGAAGAUCUGGAAAGGAUAAUUGCAAUUUUUUCAAAUGCAAACCAAUUCAAAGAUGUUCACAAUCAAUUAAUGAAAUCACCUUCAGAUAUUCAGAGCCAUACCUAUUUUAUAUAUUAUCAGAAUUUGUCCAGAAUGAAGACAUGUUUUCAAUAAAAAAACCCAUUUCAUUUCAUGUUUUGUUGGAUAACUUAUCUGGUUAGACCUUCCAGUAAACCACAUAUUUAUAAACAUAAUUCACAAAUUAAACUUGAAAUUUGCAAAUAACUUCUGAAGUUAAUUACAAUAACAGAUCUUUUAGCAGGCAGUGUUUACACAUACUAGUACAAAUAUAAGUAUGUUCUUUCCUGUUCAGGAAAAUAAUUUGAAAUAAUAUGGAAAUUAGAGAAUGGAACCAAAAAUCUUCUCCUAUUUAGGCCUUACUUAACUUUGUGGGUAGUGUCUAUGCACAAAUAUUUCUGAAUAUAGGGUAGCGCUCUUACUCUUCUCCACAUCUUAUUAUUAAUUUGUUUCUGCCUUUAUUUGUAAAAAUUAUCUUUACUUAAUUAUCAAUAUACUUACAAAGACAGGGAUCCAGAAUUACUAAUUUUAGAGUUUAUAUUAUUAUUAUUAGAUAACUUUUUAGCAUAUAGGUCUGUGACUAUGAAUUGUAAAUGAGAAACCUAGCCCAUUUUUAUUCCUGACCUUUUUACUUUAAUCUUACACAUUUUGUCAGAUUGCCUAGGUACUAAUCCCAACCCUUCUACCUCUUUGCUUUAUAACCUUGGACAAGCUACUUACUUAUUCUCUCUGUGCCUCAAUUUCCUUCUCUUAAAAUGAGGAUGAUAAUAAUAAUAAUAAUAAUAAUAAUAAUACCUACCUCAAGGUUUUUGGGAGCAUCAAAUGAGAUAACAUAAAAUGCUAGAACAAAUCUGAGCACAGAGUAAAUACUCAAUAAAUAUUAACUUAUGAGUAGUAAUUCAUGGAUCUAUUUUUGAUAACAUAAUAGGCAGGCUUUCAUAUUACUAUCUUUUAGUUUGUUACCUUUUUCCUGUUACUAGUUUUAUGUCAAGCAUUAUUUAAGUAAGUUAGUUUGGUUGUGUUUUAAGGUAGUUACUCAUGCCCCCUAAUCAAGAGAACGUAAAUGAAGAUAAUAGAGCAUUCAAUAAUUAACCUGAUUUUACUGUAACAGGCAAUGUUGGUUUGCAUCAUACAAUUUGCUUUGCAUCAUUCAAAAAUUUAUGCCCAGAAAUAAAAGAUAUUCUACAGAAAGUCAUAAUCUAAGUUAUGUUUCAUAAAACACAUGCAUGCACACACGAGUCAUCAUACCAAUAUAGGCCAGUGGCCCAUUAAGCCUAAAGAUAUGUCUCUGACAAUGAUACAAAAUACAUUAUGAGAAAAUAAGCUUGCCCUUCAACAUGCUGCCAACCUUACAUCAAUAUUGUUUUCCCCAACUUUUUUAUUUCCCUUAACAUAUCAUAAGAAAGUAACUAUGUUCUUUCUUGAAUUUUAAAUUACCUCUUGAAUGACAGAGUUACAUCAAAUUUAUUAUAUUAAAACUGGAACUCAACUUACCCUUCUACCACCUGAUUCUACAGCCAGCUUUAAAAUACCUCAUUUCUCCAUCUCAGCAUAAACAUAUAUCCAACUGCUGUAAUCAAAAACUGAAAUUUGUCCUGGACUCCUUUUUCUCAUCUUCAUUCAGUCAUCAAUUCUGUCUCCUACUUGUCCUGUAUAUAUAUGAUGUCCUCUGCUUUCCAAUAUUAGGCCCCAAACUAUACUAUACUUAUUAAGCCUUCAGUCUGUCUUUCAUGCUAUUAGUUCUGUGACCUUGCUGCAGUAGAUCUAAUCACCAUUUCCUAAACAACUGUCAUUGGAUUAUAUCCUCUAGCUGAAAAAUUAUUAUUGUUUGUCCACAGUAUACUUACUCUUCAGAGUAACUAGUAACUGAAUUUUGCAUUGAUUUGAACUAUACUUUUAAGUAAAAAACUUAACAUUUUGGUGAACUAUAAAACCAUGAUUUUCUAUUGCUAAACAUUUGUUUCAUUGUUAACAAAGAGUUGUGCUCUUUGUCCCUAAUUUGGUUUGAUUUAAAGUCUUGCCUUUAACUAAAAAAAAAGUAGCUUAAUUCUAAAUUAUCAGAGACUAUGUGGUUGACAUAUAUAUAAAACCUCACAUUUCAACUAUUGGUUAAAAGUCCAUGUUCUCGUCACUUUUUCAUUCCUAGGUAAAAUGGUUUUUGCAGUUUGUGAAUUGUAGAAAAAAUGGGAACGGCAGGAAGGGUAGUAGUGUUCAUGGAAGUAAGUUGGCAUUUACGACAAACCAGUAGAAUGAAGUAGUAAAGCUUUGAGAAUCCUAUCUUCAUUCACUUCUUGGUUACUCUUCAAGUGCUUGGCCAAGUAAUUUAUUUCCAUUUAAAAGAUAAUUGAAUAUCUUUACAAAUUCUCUCUCUAAGCCCUUAUUAGAACUGUGAACUAAUUUGAAUUUCACUUUUUUUCCUCCCACAAUACUGACCAAGAGACCAGAAUUGGAUGGAAAAGACAAGAUGAAUGAGAAAUCCAUGAGGGAAUAGAAAGGUAGAAGUUAAUUAAGUACACAUUCCUUUACCAAAAAGAAUAUUUAAUCCAUAUUGUACAUAAACUUCAUACCUGCUCUUCUCCGUGAUUCCUGUAUGUAUGUGUGCAUAAAUUGAAGGCCAAAUAAUUCCCGAUCCUCUUCUUCAUCUAUGCUUUCACUGGGAGGAAGUGUUACUUCCAAUUUCAGUGGGUUGUCUCUGAAGUUGACAAACCUAAUAGGUCACAAAAAAAUUUAAAAAAAAAAAAAAAACUUUUUAUAGAUGCCAUAGAAAUGCACAUUUAUUUCCCUGGAGAAAAAUCAAAUGAUAAUACACUAAAUUAUUUUUUUUUUAACUGGUUACAAUAACUGAACGUCUUGGUAAGAUGUGAUAUAUCCCAAGAAUCUUUCAAUUUCUUUCUUGGAAGAAAAAAACAUUAGCUUGAGACAACUUAUUUUCAAAGAGCUUCUUAAAGCAGCUUUUAGUUCAUAGCAUAUAUUUGACAUGUUACAAUUUUCACUUCUAAGAGCAAUUACAAUGCAUCUUAAACAAUACUGUGAACUUAAGUUUGCAUUUUUAUAGACUUUUGUAUCUUAUCAUUGUAACUUCACCACCUGGUGUAGUGCUUAGUAAUUGUUGAAUAAGUGAAUGAAUGAAUGAGUGAAUGAUUUUGUUAUGGAAGUUGUGGUUUUUGGUGUGAAUUCUGAUGCUGUCAGGAAAUAUUGGAAUGAAAGCACUUGAAGGAGUUCUGAUGAUAGUUAACUUAGUAAAAAGUUAUAUCUUCCCUGUAUCUCUAAAAUAAUUGCCAGUGUCCAUUUAUAGUUAUUCUGAAGGGAAAUGAUCACUAUUUAUAUUGCUAAUGAGGUUCAUUGGCAGUUACAAUUAUGGUUUUAGUUGAGAAUGUCAUCAAUAGAGGAUAUUUUCAAGAACUGAUAAAUCCCAGUACUGCAUUAGUUUAAAGUAGUCUUUCUUGAAUAAUUUAGGCCAGUAUUAUAUGAAUUCUAUUCAUCAAAUUAUAGAAUUUCAAAGUUGGAAAUGACUUUUUAAAUGUAUUCAUUCAUAUAAAUGAGAACUCAAAUUUAUUAAUAACAAUUUCUCUAUGUUACAUUGUUCUACAGCCAGAAAGGAACAUGUCAAUUUUGUGUCUUCUGCUUUUUACCUUAGAUUUGUCAUUUCUUCCAUGCACACUGGAAUAUCUUGCAAUUUAUUGUUGCUGAGAACAAGAGUACCCAGAUUUUUCAUAUUGCUGAUUGUUUCUGGCAUGCAUUUUAUUUCAUUCCGUUGCAACCAUAAUGUAUGUAGAUUUGUCAUUCUGAAGGAUUAAAAAAAAAGUUUCUGCAAUUAGUCACACAAUAUGAAAAGUCUGGUUCUUAUUAACUUAAAAAUCAAAGAAAUGUCACCCUUUAAAACAUGUUCUUUAACUAAUAUACCUAUUCGAUUAACUGACUUCACAUUCCCUGACUAUUAAGGAAACUGCAUGGGCGAGUUCUUGUCUAUACUAUAUGUCUCAUCAUGUGGUGGUAGAAAUGAAAUUAACAUAUUCUAGAACUAUAGCAGAUUCUUUAGUAUUCUCAUACUAUUUCUUAAAGAAUUGCUAAGAAUGUUAUCUAACCUGACCUUCAUAGUCUUGAGUGAACUAUAUCAAAUUAUUAGUAUGCCAAUUUAUGUUAAACCAAUAUAGAAUAAUGAUUAAUAGAACGGAUUUUGGGGCCAGACUGCCUAGGUUCGAAUCCUAGCUUGCCCACUUGCUGUGAUCUUAAGCAAGUUAGGUAACAUCCUUAGUUUCCUGAAGUGCCUGGCACAAACUAAGCAAUGUUGUUGCUGUUAUGGCAUUUCCUUCUUCAUUUAUUUAAAUCAGAAAGCCAGUGUCUCCUUUCCCAAAACUCUUAUUCAUUUAGAAUAAAUGUAAAUAUUCUAUUAAAACAUAGCAUAGUUAAAACCAAAUGAAUCUGUUGUGCUCAAUUAUUUACCAAGACUUUUGUUAGCAUAAAGUUAUUUUACCUUCCUAUGGUAUCAGGAAGUUGUUCAAGUUUGUUGCUUCCCAGAUCAAGCCACUCAAGAGCAGGCAUGUUCAAAACAGCAGGAGGGAUCGUAGUGAAGUGGUUCAUACUUAAAUCAAGGUGCGUAAGCUUUGUCAGAUUGCUGAGCUAAAGAGCAAAGCAAGGUUUUUCAGAACAAAUGUCCACAAUGUAAACUAGUAGGAGACUCACAUGGGCAGAGGAGAUAUUUCACAUCAAGGAAUGUUCAUGUUAUACUUGAACCUUAUUUAGUCAUAGUAAUCCAGAACAAACAUGAAGUAAAAAUAAACCUAAAGACCCUCUGGGGAAAUGAAAAACUAUCUCAUAGAAGGUUAUUCUUUUCAAAGACAAUGUAUCUUCCAAAAUAGCCAAGUUCCAGGGUUUACAGAACCUGUCUGGCAGAAUUUUAGUGCUUGAGUGCUUUGUUUUCUGAGAGUAGAUAUAUUAUUAUGUUUUUCUUUAAUUCAGCAGUUGAAAUUCCUAUGGGGAAAAACAAACUUCAAAAUAAUAAGUAUCUUUAUCAAGCCCUCUUCUUUGUGCCUGAUGCUUUACAUUAUCUCAAACAUAGAAUUUACCAUUUGGUAAUUUUCUUUUUUGCAAAUGAAAUAAUCAAAAAUCAUUGAAAAUAAUAUAAGAAACACCAGUGUGCUCAGCUUAAGAAAGAAAACAUAGAUACAACUGCAGCCCUGUGUGUAUUCCUCCCUUCUUCCUCUAAAGAGGCAACUACUAACAUGAAUUUGUUAACUUUCAUUCCUAGGCAUGUUUUUAAUAUUUUAUUAUUAUAUAUAUUUUUAUAAACAAAAUUUAGUAUGUUUUUAAAAUUUACGUAAAAAUUAUGACACUGCACUUAUCUUUAAUUUGCUUUUUCUCUUAAUACAGUUUUUAAAUGUAUUCAUGUAGAUGCCGGUAGCUCUAGUUCAUUCAUUUUUAAAUAUCUCUUUAGUUAUCUCUGUCCUCCAUCCCCCAUUGAAAAAGCUGUGAGCACCUGAGUUGCUCACCAUUGUACAUUAAAUUAAUAAUUCUGACAACAA
Molecule: messenger RNA, 7823 nt
Organism: Choloepus didactylus (southern two-toed sloth)
Lineage: Eukaryota; Metazoa; Chordata; Mammalia; Pilosa; Megalonychidae
Gene: TRMT13
Product: tRNA methyltransferase 13 homolog
Exons: 11
Coding region: 95-1552 (485 amino acids)
Biological process (GO): tRNA methylation
Source: RefSeq, a predicted model, not a curated record